CCAAGUCCUGUCUGCGACGCGUCCACGUUCAGCCAUCCAAAGCUCGGCUCAGGUGUGGAAGUAUUAUCAAUAGCUGCUACACCCCAAGUCAACUACAGUACCCCUAAAGGACAUCAUGGGCUUCCCUCAAUCAGCGACCUCAGCUUCUGUCGAGUCAAAGUCCAUCUCGCACACGCCGGAAGCAAUGACAAGACCCUCGUUGAAAUAUGGCUUCCGUUGACUCAUAACGACUGGAACGGCCGUUUCCAAGCCACGGGCGGUGGCGGUUUUGCUACGGGCAUGUUUGACAGCAUGCUCGGCCCUGCGUUGAAGCAUGGCUACGCUGCUUCGUCGACGGAUGGUGGGCACGAUGCUGGAAAAUAUUACGACGAUCUUUCCUGGGCGUUGAAUCCAGAUCGCACCGUUAACUGGGGUCUGUUACACAUCUUUGCCACGCGCAGCUUGGCCGAAAUGGUCAUUGUUGGCAAGAGCAUUACCGAGCAGUUCUAUGGCGAGAAACCGCGAUAUUCGUACUGGAAUGGGUGCUCGCAGGGUGGACGCCAGGGCUAUGCCAUGGCGCAAAAGUAUCCUCACCUCCUGGACGGGAUUCUGGCGAAUGCGCCUGCCAUCAACUUGGUCCAUGUCGCCAUGGGCGACUACUGGCCUCAGAUUGCGAUGAAAGAGGCCAAUACCUUGAUGUCGACGUGCGAGCUUGACUUGUUCAGACAGAAAGCCAUGGAAGAGUGUGACAUGCUAGAUGGCGUCAGUGAUGGCAUCAUCUCUGAUCCAGACGUCUGCGACUUCGACCCUCUGCAUGUCAUUGGGAAGAGCUUCUAUUGCGACGGAAAGGAGGCUGAGGUAACGGCGGAAAUGGCUGACAUUGUCCGCAAGAUUGAGAGUGGUCCUCGCACACCGUUCAAAGCACCAAUCUGGCACGGUCUAGCCCCCGGCACACGUACCCAUUACCUCGCGAGUAUCACGAUUAGCCCUGACGGAAUACGAUCCCCCUUACCUUUUCCGAUAUCUUCGAACUUCAUGAAGACACUGCUCCUCAAAGAUCCGUCCUUCAACGUAUCCGAGCUUACGUACCCGAGCUAUAUGGCGCUUUGGGCUCAAGCAAGUUAUGAAUAUGGUCGGCUUCUUGACGCCGAUGAUACAGAUCUCUCCGCUCUGCGCACAUCGGGUACGAAACUCCUUACCUGGCAUGGGAUCAACGACCCAGUGAUCCCAUACCAAAACACUGUCCGAUACCGGGAGCGGGUCGAAAGGGAAAUGGGUGGAGCACGGGGAGUCGACAAAUUCUACCGUCUCUUUCUGGCACCCGGGGUCGAGCACUGUGCAGGAGGCGCUGGACCGGUUCCAGAAGAUGCGCUUGCGGCGUUAGUCGACUGGGUCGAAAAGGACGAACCGCCAGAGACGCUGUCUGCGACCAGCACGAACUCGGACGGAGAUUUGGUGACGCGAGAGCUAUGUGCUUGGCCCGGUAAGCUUAGGUACAUGGGCAUUGGAGAUCCGAAGCGGUGGUCUAGCUGGACUUGCGAAGGCGGCACUGAACGGCCA
Messenger RNA from Trematosphaeria pertusa, 1539 nucleotides. Its product is annotated as tannase and feruloyl esterase. The annotation marks the transcript as partial. The transcript has a single exon. NCBI's taxonomy places the organism in Eukaryota, Fungi, Ascomycota, Dothideomycetes, Pleosporales, Trematosphaeriaceae. The record is from RefSeq and is a predicted model, not a curated record.